CUAAUAUAAAAAGCUUGAUAAUAUCAAGUUUAAUUUAGUAUUUCAUCAUAAAAAGAAUUCUACACAAUAAAAUAUAUUUGAUUUAACAGUUUGAUAUAUAUAUAUAUAUAUACAUAGAAUAAUAAAACAUGUCAUCACGUAAUAGAUCAAGAGGUCGAACAUACUAUUCACAAGCUGGUGAACAUUAUGUGGAUAGCAAAUCUAAACAGUUACUCUUUCAAGAAGCUCCAGUUUGUACAAUGGGAAGAACUAUUUUAAAGGAUGGUGAACUAUUUGAUCCAAAUGCAGCUGAUACUUUAAUAGAGAAACACUUUAAAAGACGAAAAUCUCACGGUUCAAUGUAUUGUUUAGUGGACAGAGUAAGAUUUCAGAAAAGUAGAUCAACUGGUUCACGUUCAUACAGACCUGAUUUAACCUAUAGAGAAAUUAACCGCUUUUAUGAACACAGAAGUCGGCCUGAUUGUUUUACACUAGGAAUAGAAGAUGAAAGAACUGGGAGACGGUCCUAUGAGUCGUAUAAAUGUAAGCGGCCUGAAGAUGUCGCUUUGCUUCGUAAUACUAUACUUAAAGCGCAACAAGAUCCACAUUUUCUCUUGAAAGAUUCUACACCAAUCCGUCAAAUUUCGGUAUCACCAACAUACUACCAUGAUACUCCACCUCGAAAUGGUCCAGUUACAGUGAUUACUGUCCCACCAGAACACACGAGAACGUAUGAGAGACCAGUUCGCUCCCCAUCACCAGUGUAUAUUAGACCUGUGACAAGAACAAGUGUACGUUGCUCACCUACACCUGAAGAUGUCUAUGUGUAUCGAAAUAGUCGACCAGUCAGUAUUGAACGACGAUAUGAUACAAUUGAGCGAAAUAGACCACGUAGUGUUACAAGUUAUAGAACCACAUCUAGUCCAGGGAUGAAUGAUGAAGUGACUUAUCUUAAAGUAGACAAUCAAACAGGAGCUCAUAUAUGUCCUGAUGGUCCAAUAUACAUGUAUGUUUCAAGAUCAAGACAUGCAGAUGAUUUGGUGUCAUCACCAGACGUAUCAAGUUAUCAAACAACAAGGAGAAGCAUCUAUUAUAACAGAUAAGUUUUUUUUAUAAGACAAACCAUGUCACAGUUUUAGAGAAUAUGCAACAUUCAUUUUUUUCUCCUCUGUUUCUUCUCAGUUGACAAACAUUAAUAUGUUCAAAUAUCAUUUUUUAAAGUUCUUUAACUGAAUAUUCUCUAUACAUCCAGGAAAUGCUUAGAUCUACUUUAAGUCCAUGUUAUAUAUAUAUGGAAGAAAUGUAUUAUCUAGUUCAUUUUCGGAAGUUUCAUUUUAAUCUUUUUGUCUAUUUUCUACCUUUAUUUUAUUUUAUUGGUGUAUAUGAUAAGUAGUUUAGAAAAUAAAAGUGAAAAAAAACAAUCCCUCAUAUACGAACCCUAGUAACCAUGAUAUAAAAUAAUAAUUUAUAACAUUUAAUUUAAAGUUUUGAUAAUAAUUCCUUUUUCACCUGAUAACAUUCCUUCCUGAGUGUACUGAAACAAGGUGAUAGUAAUUGUAAAGAGUGAAUGAAGAAAAAUUCUUCUUUUGGUUUUAUUGUACAAUAAGUCUAUGAUUAAAUAUAAUAGUAGAUGUAAUUCACAAUAUCACUACUACUACUACUAAUAAUAAUAAUAA
Messenger RNA from Schistosoma rodhaini, 1655 nucleotides. NCBI's taxonomy places the organism in Eukaryota, Metazoa, Platyhelminthes, Trematoda, Strigeidida, Schistosomatidae. The record is from the annotation of a GenBank genome assembly.